Hyla sarda is the source of this 4608-nucleotide messenger RNA. RefSeq names its product component of inhibitor of nuclear factor kappa B kinase complex (gene CHUK). Gene Ontology annotation, molecular function: IkappaB kinase activity; ATP binding. The transcript has 21 exons. Gene Ontology annotation, cellular component: IkappaB kinase complex; cytoplasm. NCBI's taxonomy places the organism in Eukaryota, Metazoa, Chordata, Amphibia, Anura, Hylidae. The record is from RefSeq and is a predicted model, not a curated record. Gene Ontology annotation, biological process: peptidyl-serine phosphorylation; positive regulation of transcription by RNA polymerase II; tumor necrosis factor-mediated signaling pathway. Bases 142 to 2370 code for a protein of 742 amino acids.
ACGCAUCCGACGAACGCGUGACUCAGGCAGUGCAAGACAGUCUGGGGACCGGAAGUGCCUGGCGUAAUUGCGCAGACAGGUGAUCGGAAACAACAGAGGGAGGCGGAAGUAUCCCCCUCUGUAUAGGUGUCUUUAGUUAUCAUGGAUCGGCCUCCAGUCCAGCACGGCACAGUCUGCGGACCAUGGGAUAUGAAAGACCGGCUCGGGACUGGGGGGUUUGGGAACGUAUGUCUGUACAAGAACCGGGACACUGGAGAAUUAAUCGCUAUCAAAUCAUGCCGCUUGGAACUCAGUUCAAAGAACAAGGACAGAUGGUGUCAGGAGAUACAGAUAAUGAAAAGGUUGACUCAUCCCAAUGUUGUUAAGGCCUGUGAGGUGCCACCUGAAAUGGACGUUAUGGUGAAUUCAGUGCCACAUUUAGCAAUGGAGUAUUGUUCUGGAGGAGACUUGCGUAAACUUUUGAACAAGCCAGAAAACUGCUGUGGUUUGAAGGAAAGUCAAGUGCUGAACAUAUUAAGUGACAUUGGCUCUGGAAUUCAGUAUCUACAUGAGAACCGUAUUAUACACAGAGACUUAAAACCGGAAAAUAUUGUGCUGCAAGAGAUCAAUGGAAAGAUGGUGCACAAAAUAAUAGAUUUGGGAUAUGCAAAGGACCUUGAUCAGGGAAGCCUCUGUACCUCUUUUGUAGGAACUUUACAAUAUCUGGCUCCUGAGCUUUUUGAGAAUAAACCAUACACUGUGACUGUAGAUUUCUGGAGCUUUGGUACCAUGAUAUUUGAAUGCAUAGCUGGCUUCAGACCGUUCCUACAUAACAUGCAGCCUUUUACUUGGCAUGAAAAGAUCAAGAAAAAGGACCCGAAACACAUUUAUGCUUAUGAAGAGAUGUCGGGGGAAAUUAGAUUCAGCACACACUUGCCACAGCCCAAUAAUUUAUGCAGUAUCAUGGUCGAUCAGUUGGAGACAUGGUUACAAUUGGUCCUGAACUGGGACCCUCAGCAACGAGGUGGAGGUUUGGAUAGCAACACUGGCCGCCCUCAGUGUUUUGUGCUAAUGGAUCAUAUUUUAAAUCUUAAGAUUGUCCACAUUUUGAACAUGACGUCUGCCAAGAUUUUGUCUUUUCUCCUGCAACCAGAUGAAAGUCUACACUCCUUGCAGUCUCGCAUUGAAAGAGAGACUGAAAUAACCACAGUCAACCAAGAAUUGCUGCUUGAGAUGGGAGUAUCUCUUGAUCCCAGGAAACCUGCUUCCCAAUGUGUGAUAGAUGGAGUGAGAGGUUGGGACAGCUACAUGGUAUAUUUGUUUGACAAAAGUAAAACUGCCUAUGAAGGACCUUUUCAACCAAGGCACCUGUCGGAAUGUGUGAAUUAUAUUGUACAGGAUAGCAAAGCUCAGCUUCCAAUCCUACAGCUUCGUAAGGUAUGGGCGGAAGCAGUCCAUUAUGUGUCCGGCUUGAAGGAGGACUACAGCCACCUAUUUCAAGGCCAAAGAGCAGCGAUGCUUAGCUUACUGCGGUACAAUACCAAUCUAACAAAGAUGAAAAACACAAUGGUGUCUGCCUCUCAGCAAUUGGAGGCCAAGCUACAGUUCUUCAAAAAAAGCAUUGAGAUUGACCUGGAACGCUACAGUGAUCAGAUGGCCUAUGGAAUCUCAUCUGAAAAGAUGUUGAGAGCCUGGAAAGAGAUGGAAGAUCGAGCAGUUGGUUGUGCAAAGGCUGGAGAAAUUUCCUUCCUGGAUGACCAGAUAAUGGGCCUUCACACAGAGAUUGUAGAACUGCAGAGAAGUCCCUAUGCUCGCAGACAGGGGGAUGUCAUGGAACACCUAGAACAAAAGGCUAUAGAAUUAUACAAGCAAUUGAAGCCACGAACUCCAGAUAAAGCCUACAGUGAUAGUACAGAGAUGGUAAAAACCAUUGUAUUAACUGUGCAGGGCCAGGAUAAAGUUCUGAAGGAGCUUUUUGGACAUUUAAGUCGACUUCUAGGCUGUAAGCAGAAAAUUAUUGAUUUACUGCCUCAAAUUGAGAUGACCGUGAAUAACAUAAAGGAAGCAGACAAUUCGCUGAUGCAGAUGCAGGCCAAAAGGCAGAGAGAGAUCUGGCACCUUCUGAAAAUAGCUUGUACUCAGAGUUCUGCACGUGCUCUCGGACCUUCUAGCUUAGAAACACCUAGUAUUCCUCGUACAUCAGGCUGGUCAGACCCGAAUUCCCCACAGGCUCUUUCAUCUAUGCUGAUCCCAAAAGACAAGAAAGACACCUUUAAACGUGCCAUCGAUGAAAACUUGUUUUAUCAGAAGCAACUUAGCACAUUGAUUAUGGAAAGCACAAUGGAACAUGAAAGCUUAGUUAGCAUGGACUGGAGCUGGUUACAGCAGUAAUGAAUGUCACAAGUCAAAGACUUAACAUUGUCCCUCCGCCCCCGAUCCCCUCAAAACCUGGGCCUACACAUUUCCCCAAAACGGUUUAUCAACAGUGCCUUCCUUCCCGAUGUUCUCUACCUACCACAGUACAUAUGUUCAUUGUAUGAUAGAAAAAGAGAAACACUCAUAAUUUGCACAUUAGUUCCAUCAUUUUAUUUUUUUAGAAGUGAGAUUUUAGUUGCAAGAUGUAACUCCGGUUUAUAAUAUUUCAAUUUUAUGGAACAUUGCUUAUAAAUGCAAUAUUCAUAUUUCCUCUGAGAGGAAACCAAAGUCAGCAGGCUAUGUACAUUAAACUCCUAAAAUUCUGCUUGUACACAUUUUCCUUUCUCCUCAUGUGAAUGUUUAUAUGAUUUUUCACUUAAAUUAUUUCCCCUUAUCUCUCAAGGAAAAAGCUUACAUUUUUGAAUGUAUCUUCAUUUCAAUAUUAUGGCAUAGAUUACACUUUGCACUUUUUUCACUCCUCUUUAUAUUGAAAAAGCAAGCCAUAGAUCUUAAAGGGGUACUCCGGCGCUAAGACAUCUUAUCCCCUAUCCAAAGGAUAGGGGAUAAGAUGCCUGAUCGCGGGGGUCCCGCCGCUGGGGACCCCUGUGAUCUUCCACGCCGCACCCCGUUAGAAUCAGUCCCUGGAGCGUGUUCGCUCCGGGUCUGAUUACUGGCGAUCACGGGGACGGAGCAGGGUGACGUCACGGCUCCGCCCCAUGUGACGUCACUCUCUGCCUCCUCAAUGCAAGCCUAUGGGAGGGGGUGUGACAGCUGUCACGCCCCUCCAAUAGACUUGCAUUGAGGGGCGGAGCAUGAUGUCACACGGGGCGGAGCCGUGACGUCACUAUGCUCCGUCCUCGUGGUCGAGAUGGACUCAGCCUGAGGACCUCCAGCAGUUCCAGAAGCCGCUAAAGGUGGGUGCUGCAUGGUAGAUCCCGGGGGUCCCCAGCAGCGGGGCCCCCGCGGUCUGGGGGCGGAAUACCCCUUUAAGAUGAGGGGGGAAAAAAAGGAAAAUAUUUUGGUUAAGGAAAAGGGAAAAACAUCAAAAUGCAAAGUGUGUUGGAAUUACGUGGUGUUGUAAAGAGAUCGAAAGAAUUUUUAAGAGAAAUUAAUGGUUUUUCAUAACAUUUUUGACAUGUCAGAUGUUUUGAUGAUAUGUACGGAAACCCCAUUGGAUCAUUCAAAUGAACAGCCAGAAGCAUUUAUCUGAGCGUUGUGCCCAUCUAUUUUUGAUAAGCUGUGCUCAGCCCUCCUUAAAAGGGAAAGAAGCAAUGUACAGACUUUAUGGACUUUUCCUGGCUCUUUAGACCUCAGUCGGUUCACUGAAGAGAAACGGGGUGAUAAGUAAAAAAAAAGGCACAGUGCCCAGCUCAGUUCUUCUGUCCCUUAAGAUUACAUAGUCUUUAAUGGAACACAUUUUUACAAUUAUUCUUAGCACUUGAAUGCCCACCGAUUAUAACUUCUGGCAUGUAACUAUUAGAGAUGAACGAAGUUACAGUGAUUCGAUUCAUCACGAACUUCUCAGCUCGACAGUUAAUGACUUUAGCCUUCAUAAAUGAGUUCAGCUUUCAGGUGCUCCUGUGGGCUGGAGAUUCUCUCCUAGGACUGUAUCCACCUUUUCCAGCCCACCAGAGCACCUGAAAGCUGAACUCAUUUAUGCAGGAUAAAGUCAGCAACUACCGAGCUGAGAAGUUUGUGACAAAUUGAAUCACUGUAACUUAGCUUCAUAGUUACUAGAGAUGAGCGAUGUGCACAUUAGGCUUAUUGGACCACAAAACUUUCCAAAAACAUCUAUUAUAUAAUUAAAAACGGGAAAAAAAUGACCAACACAUUUUUUGUUUUUGUUUUAAACUAUUGAACUCUGUAGUAAAAAUAGUUCUUUGUGUACACAUAUAUUAAUUUAUGGCUUGUACACCAUGUCACCUAUCAAACAUAAAAUUAAAUUGAUCAAAAAAAAAAAAAAACUCAAACUUGAAAUUGCAAAGAUUAGCUCAUAGCCUCACAAGCCAAAAAUUUAUGAAAUGGUUAUUUUUAAAUACCUCUGUCAUUUGUGCUCUUAUGUUUUAUCCUUAAUUUUAUAGUUUCUGUUCUGCUUUAUUUAUUCAUGAUUAUAAUCAUCCAUGUUUAGUUAUUUCAAUCAAGUUCACGACAUGUGGAAAGAUAUGUUUUGUGGAGUAUUUGUCUGUGUAGCCUCUAAUAAAUUACUAUUCUUGA